Molecule: messenger RNA, 2886 nt
Organism: Geodia barretti
Lineage: Eukaryota; Metazoa; Porifera; Demospongiae; Tetractinellida; Geodiidae
Source: the annotation of a GenBank genome assembly
AUGACCGGUGACGAGAUCAGGAGUUCUUAUAUUCAAUUUUUCGAGGGCAAGGGCCACCUUCACAUGCCCAGCGCUUCUCUGAUACCUGCGGGUGACCCCACGCUGCUCUUUACGAGCGCCGGGAUGGUGCCCUUCAAGCCUUUUUUCAUGGGUGAACAAACCCCUCCCAGUCGCCGCAUGACGAGUUCCCAGAAGAGCUUUAGGACCACUGACAUUGACGAAGUCGGGGAUCACAAGCACCUGACAUUUUUUGAAAUGUUGGGUAACUUCAGCAUCGGAGACUACUUCAAGAACGACGCAAUAGCCUUUGCCUGGGAACUGGUUACUACCCUGUUUGAAUUGCCGCCAGAACGGCUCUACGUGACCAUUCACCUUGACGACGACGAAGCCUACCAGAUCUGGCGUAACAAUAUUGGUGUGCCCGAGGAACGCAUAUAUCGCUACGGGGAUGGCGAUAACUGGUGGGGCCCUGCUGGCACAGAGGGGCCCACAGGUCCCUGUUCCGAAAUUCACUAUGACGGCGGCGCGGAAAAGGGUUGCAACCCAAUGGUGCCCCCGUUCCAGUUGACCGAAAUAUUUCGUCGCGCGCGAGAGACAGGCGCUGACCAGGACAUUCCGGGUUGUCACCCUAACUGCGAUUGCGAACGGUUUGUGGAGAUGUGGAACCUGGUUUUUAUGCAGUUUUACCAGGACCCAGAACGGAACCGCACUCCUCUUCCUGCUCCAAGCGUCGAUACCGGCAUGGGCCUGGAAAGAGCCGCCGCAGUAUUGCAAAACAAACCUAAUGUCUACGAGACCGAUCUCUUUCAGCCGAUUAUAGAUAUGGCCUGCCAGUUGAGCGGAAAUGCUUACGGCCAGGACCGGGACACCGAUUAUGCGCUGAGAGUAGUGGCGGAACACGCCCGUGCCGCCUCAUUCCUUAUUGGUGACGGGGUUGUGCCCGGCAACGAGGGCCGCGGAUACGUGCUGCGCCGGGUGAUCCGCCGGGCCAUCAGGUACGGUCGCCGUCUAGGCCUGGAACAGCCCUUUUUGACCGAUGUGGCCGGGGUGGUAUUGGAGCGGUUCCGGACAAUUUACCGAGAACUUUCCGAGAACCAUGAGUUUAUUUUGAGGGUCAUAGGGCUCGAGGAACAACGAUUCGGGCGCACAUUUGAGAGGGGCAACGACAUACUUCUAGGGAUGGUUGCCUACCGGGAAAGGACACAAUUUGUAAAGGAGCAGAUAGUCGCUGCGUCGGAUAAGGGAUCAGCACUUCCGUACGAUAACCUGGGAUCCAACGAAUCUGAAAACAUGGGCGCUGCACUUUCCGGAGAAAUUCUAGCCGAGCUCUUGUCGCCAGAAUCGUUGGGUGGAGCUCCAGUUGUUGAUGUAUUGGCGAAGUGGGCGGGAAUCGUAACCGGCAGGGAAUGUUUUGUGCUCUACGAUACCUAUGGCUUUCCCCCGGAACUCACCGCAGAGAUUGCCCGUGAGCAUGGCCUUGAAGUAGAUUCCGAAGGCUUUGAAAGGGAGAUGGGAGCCCAAAGAGAGCAGUCCAGGUCUUCGCAGGGAUUCACCGGUGGUAUGGAAAUACUGACCGCGUACGAAAACCUUGGCAUAGGAACUACCCAGUUUGUUGGAUACCAGGAACUGGAGCAGGAUACCCAGGUGGCCGCUCUUCUGGUCAACAACGAAGCGGCGGGACAUGCCACCAAAGGUCAAGAAGUGGAGGUCCUGUUGGAAGGAACUCCCUUCUACGCCGAGAGUGGCGGCCAAGUGGGGGACCGGGGAAUUAUAUCUGGGCCCAACGGGACAGUUCGAGUCGAAGAUACCCAGAGUCCCGUGGCCGGAUUGAUAGUCCACAAGGGCGUGGUACAAACUGGCGAUAUUUCUUUGGGGGAGCAUGUCGUAGCGCAGGUCGAUGUUGACCGCAGGUUGGAUGCAGCUCGGAAUCAUAGCGGAACCCACUUGCUUCAUGCCUCCUUGCGAACGGUCCUCGGGCCCCAUGUCCGGCAGGCCGGUUCCCUGGUGUCGUCGGACCGUUUUCGCUUUGACUUCAGUCACGUAGGGCCGCUCAAGUCAGAUGAACAAAUGUUGGUUCAGAAUUUGGCCAAUGGCAAAGUAAGAGAGAAUUUGGAAGUUUCCACGCAGGAAAGUACCUAUGCAGAGGCCGUCAGGGAUGGAGCGCUGGCUUUCUUCGGAGAUCGCUACGGGGAUACGGUCCGAGUUGUCCGAAUGUCCAAUGGAGAAGCCUUCAGCGUAGAGGUUUGCGGGGGAACCCACGUCGGGGCUACCGGGCAGGUCGGCACCCUUUUCGUACUGGGUGAAUCCGGCAUUGGCGGUGGAAUGCGGCGUAUCGAAGCCGUUACCGGGCGGGCCGCAGAGGAACUUUUUGUUGAACAGGCUGCGCGGCUUGAGUCGAUAGCACAGAGACUUCAGACCCCGGUGGUUGACUUGGAGUCACGCCUGGACAGUUUCUUGCAGGAUACCGAGGAACUUCGCCGUCGGCUGGCAACGUUGGAAAGAGGAAACCUGAGAACGGAAGCCGAGACUUUGGUGGAGCGUGUACAAGAUAUCGAUGGGAUAAAGCUGAUUGCUGGCCGGACUUCCGCAAACGGUGCAGAAGGUAUGCGGGAAAUGGGCGACUUCAUCAAGACUCGUUUUCCCAGCGCUGUCAUUUGCCUCGGGGCAGUGGUGAAUGGCAAUCCUCUGCUGGUCACGAUGGUUACCAGGGAUCUGGUGGAGAAGGGCCUUCAUGCUGGCAAUCUGGCUCGAGACGCCGCCCGUGUUAUGGGUGGCGGAGGCGGAGGCCAACCGGAAAUGGCCCAAGCAGGAGGGCGCCAGGCAGAAAAGCUGGAUGACGCCUUGCGCCAGGUGGCCGAACUGGUCCGGUCUGAGGGAAGAGGCUGA